GGGGAGGUGGAUCGUUCUUUUCGUUCAACGCAUCGUCGAAUGUGGAACUCGGGUCGUAAUCUGUUGUAAUCCAAGCUAAAAAUUAAUUUAAGAUAGUUGUAAAAUGACUGAAACGCUUCAGCUAAGAGGUACACUUCGGGGGCACAAUGGAUGGGUCACCCAAAUUGCGACAAAUCCGAAAUAUCCGGAUAUGAUACUCUCCUCUUCACGUGACAAGACUCUUAUUGUAUGGAAAUUAACGCGCGACGAAGCUAAUUACGGUAUACCCCAGAAACGGUUGUACGGUCAUUCUCAUUUCAUCAGCGACGUAGUAUUGUCGUCUGAUGGCAACUACGCGUUGUCCGGAUCAUGGGACAAAACUCUACGCCUUUGGGACUUGGCUGCAGGCCGUACAACAAGAAGAUUCGAAGACCAUACCAAGGAUGUUCUUAGCGUUGCCUUCUCUGUGGACAAUCGACAAAUUGUCUCCGGUUCUCGGGACAAGACAAUAAAGCUGUGGAACACUUUGGCCGAGUGCAAGUACACGAUUCAAGACGACGGUCACACUGACUGGGUCAGCUGCGUGCGAUUCUCGCCAAAUCAUUCGAACCCUAUCAUCGUCUCUGCUGGUUGGGACAAAUUAGUUAAGGUAUGGAAUCUAACGAACUGCAAAUUGAAGAUCAACCACAGCGGGCAUACAGGGUACCUUAACACAGUUACUGUAUCCCCCGACGGUUCGCUCUGCGCCUCUGGUGGCAAAGAUUGCAAGGCCAUGUUAUGGGAUCUGAACGACGGAAAGCACCUUCACACUUUGGACCAUAACGACAUUAUAACAGCCCUGUGCUUCAGUCCAAAUCGGUACUGGCUCUGCGCCGCGUUCGGGCCGUGGAUCAAGAUUUGGGAUCUCGAAACGAAAGAAAUGGUCGAGGAAUUGAAACCAGAGGUUGUGUCCGCGACGAGCAAAGCGGAGCCGCCUCAUUGUCUGUCUCUAGCGUGGUCUACCGACGGACAAACGCUGUUCGCUGGAUACUCGGAUAACACGAUCCGUGUCUGGCAAGUUUCUGUAUCUAGCCGUUAAGUUCUUUAUACAGAAGUUAAAUAAAAAAAGAAAAGACUAAAAAGACGACGGAGGUA
Ceratina calcarata is the source of this 1113-nucleotide messenger RNA. Its product is annotated as guanine nucleotide-binding protein subunit beta-like protein. The coding region runs from base 104 to 1057 and encodes 317 amino acids. Gene Ontology annotation, molecular function: translation regulator activity; ribosome binding; protein binding. The transcript is spliced from 5 exons. NCBI's taxonomy places the organism in Eukaryota, Metazoa, Arthropoda, Insecta, Hymenoptera, Apidae. The record is from RefSeq and is a predicted model, not a curated record.